Messenger RNA from Pararge aegeria (speckled wood butterfly), 1417 nucleotides. It is a transcript of the gene Tyms, whose product is annotated as thymidylate synthase. The coding region runs from base 115 to 1014 and encodes 299 amino acids. Gene Ontology annotation, biological process: dTMP biosynthetic process. Lineage: Eukaryota; Metazoa; Arthropoda; Insecta; Lepidoptera; Nymphalidae. The record is from RefSeq and is a predicted model, not a curated record. The transcript is spliced from 5 exons. Gene Ontology annotation, molecular function: thymidylate synthase activity. Gene Ontology annotation, cellular component: mitochondrion; cytosol.
UUUUGACAACCUCGCAAAAACUCAGCUUUGUUUUGUCAAAAAAUUUUAAUUUCUAUUAUCUAAAUUGAGAAUUCUACAUAAAACUAAAAGUUACUAAAACUUCGAAAAAUUAACAUGCAACAAAAUGGCACUGAAAAGUCUCUCUCACCGCACGAAGAAUCACAAUACCUGAACCUUGUGAAGACGAUAAUUGAGAAAGGUGACAAAAGAAUUGAUAGAACCGGAGUUGGUACUCUGUCCAUACUUGGUGCUAUGCAGAGAUACUCUCUGAAUAACAAUAUAUUGCCUCUUCUGACCACGAAACGCGUUUUUGCAAGAGGAGUUAUCGAAGAGCUACUGUGGAUGAUAUCUGGAUCUACAAAUAGCAAAGUUUUAGCCAGUAAGGGUGUACAUAUUUGGGAUUCUAAUGGAUCCAGGGCAUUUCUUGAUAAAUUAGGAUUCACUGAGCGUGAAGAAGGUGACCUUGGACCAGUUUACGGGUUUCAGUGGAGGCAUAGUGGAGCAAAAUAUAUUGAUGCAAAGACAGACUAUACUGGGCAAGGAAUUGAUCAGCUUCAAAAUGUUAUUGACACUAUCAAAAAUAAUCCCAGUGACAGAAGGAUAUUGAUGUGCGCAUGGAACCCGUCAGAUCUUAGUAAGAUGGCCCUACCUCCUUGUCACUGCCUGGCACAGUUCCAUGUAGCCAAUGGUAAACUCUCCUGCUUGCUGUACCAAAGGAGUGCUGAUAUGGGCUUAGGAGUACCAUUCAAUAUUGCUAGUUAUGCUCUGUUAACGCAUAUGAUUGCACAUAUUACCAAUUUGGAGGCAGGUGAGUUUGUACAUACCACAGGAGACACCCACGUAUACCUCAACCACAUUGAACCAUUGAAAAAACAAUUAGAGAGGGAACCAAGACCCUUCCCAACUUUAGAAUUUGCUCGCAAUAUUGACUCCAUUGAUGACUUCAAGUAUGAAGAUUUUAUUAUUAAAAACUAUAACCCUUAUCCAAAGAUUGAUAUGGAAAUGGCUGUAUAAUGUACAUUGAUUUCUUAAGGGACCAAGAGACAGUUAAGUCUACUAUAGCAUAAACUGAAGCUGUGAUUGAUCAACACACAUUGGGUCUUUUAAAUAUUGGUUAGAAGCUGGUGUUAUACAAAGUUUAUGCUCACUGCAUGUUAACUCUGUGCAUAAACUUUCAGUUACCUCUAAAACAUAAUAUAAUUACAUACAAUCCACGGAAAGCACAGAUAACUAAUAUUUUUUAAUUUUAGAAAAUAAGCUACAGUUCAUUGUAUCUAUUUGUAAUUCAUUGUUUAUUAAUAACGCAUGCUUCUAUCCCAGUAUCAAUGUUUCAUGCUAUUAUACAUAAUUGUAUAGCUGACCAGUAUUGUAUGGUAAUUUUUUUAAAGUAUUGAAGUAAUCUUUUUUUUUUUUAAAU